AUGGCCCCUCCACCGAAUAACUUGAGGUGUCUUAUAUCCUCUGUGUAUGGCCCCUCCAUCGAUUCUAGCAGAGUAGAAUUUUGGGAAGAGCUGACCUCUCCUAGACAGUCUCUCUCAGGCCCAUGUUGUGUAGUCGGGGACUUCAACAUCAUUAGAUACACGGAGGAACACUUGCGCAGCAGAAAGGUCUCUUCAGCUAUGAGGGCUUUCUCUGAUUGGAUAGAAAAUCAGGAGUUAGUCGAUCUUCCAUUACUAGGAGCCAAAUUCACGUGGACUAACGGGCGAGCGAAUCCGAUCCUUUCCAGAUUGGAUAGAUUUUUGGUCUCUCCUAAAUGGCUGGAAACGUUCCCUUUCAUCUCUCAGUCAGCGAGAACAACCUCUGAUCACUGUUCGAUCUUACUCUCGGUGGAAGGAUAUGCAGGCCAUAGACUCCUCUCCAAACUUAAGACUCCUCAAAGAAAAGUUAAAGUAGUGGAAGUAUACUCAGCAUCACAAAAGGAAUUCCGAAUUGGACUCUAUGUUUUCCGAAUUGCAAAAGAUUGA
Magnolia sinica is the source of this 543-nucleotide messenger RNA. RefSeq lists its product as uncharacterized. The transcript is spliced from 2 exons. Bases 1 to 543 code for a protein of 180 amino acids. The record is from RefSeq and is a predicted model, not a curated record. Gene Ontology annotation, molecular function: catalytic activity. NCBI's taxonomy places the organism in Eukaryota, Viridiplantae, Streptophyta, Magnoliopsida, Magnoliales, Magnoliaceae.